Molecule: messenger RNA, 4915 nt
Organism: Onychostruthus taczanowskii (white-rumped snowfinch)
Lineage: Eukaryota; Metazoa; Chordata; Aves; Passeriformes; Passeridae
Gene: PPP2R3A
Product: protein phosphatase 2 regulatory subunit B''alpha
Exons: 15
Coding region: 601-4002 (1133 amino acids)
Biological process (GO): protein dephosphorylation
Cellular component (GO): protein phosphatase type 2A complex
Molecular function (GO): protein phosphatase regulator activity; calcium ion binding
Source: RefSeq, a predicted model, not a curated record
CCCGGCGGCGGGAGCGGCGCUGGCCAUGGGACGGGACGGGGCGCUGCCCCGGCGGCUGCAACCUGUGGAGCAGGUGAUGAAUAAUGUGGCUCAGGCAGUUCAGAAAGCUCUGUGGUGGAGCCCUGCGGUCUGACACUCAUUGCUGCUAGCCCUGGAGGGACCUGUGUCACCAGUGUGAGAGAGGAAUCUCCCAAGUACACUCUGGAUUUUCUCUCUGCACAUGCUACUGGAUUAUCUACCUUUUACUGACCCACCCAAAACCACAGAAAAAGGGUCAAACAGAAAUUGUUGACUUGUCACUUCUGCCUUAAAACUGACUGGAUUUUAUGGCCUCUGCUGGAGAAGCUACCUGGACUGGAAAUGGAGCAGCUUGUGCUGCACCUCUGCUGAGCAUGGAAUAUGAGCAUCGAGGUGCCUUAAGUUAAACCAUAUGCAAGUUGCACUAGUUGUUGUAACUGUACUGCUGAAACCACUCCAGACUUCUCCAGGGCUUUCCAAGGCAGUAGCUCCUCACACAGUUUGGAUGUUUCCAAUUGACAUUUGAAUGUUUUCAUCCAGUCUGGUGUGGCUGUGAAAAGUGAGCUUUUCCCUGUGAAGUUCAUGGUGAGUUUUGCAGCCUCACUUCCCGGCGUGGUCUGUGCUAUGGCAGCGACCUACAGGCUGAUGGUGACUUCAGUGAACUGCUACAGCAGCGUGGUGGUAGAGCAGCACUCCCAGCACACCGUGCACUACUGCACAGGCUCCUGCCAGCUCCUCAGACAGGGACUCACCUGCAUAGUUGCUCACCACAGUGUCUGUGCAGAGCUCAGUGUCCAAGAUGCCAACCUGGACCAUAAAAUUCCUGUUCCUGAAAAUGGGCUUGCCUUGGCUGGAAAUGAGGACUAUCACCAAAUCCUCCCAAAUAAUCCAAGAAUCAAGAAGGGCUCUUCAGUGCAAGCCUCCAGCAGUUUAAAAGACAUUACUGGUGAGGCAAUAAACCUUGCCAGUGGUAAAAUAAAGGAAUUCUCCUUUGAAAAGCUCAAAAACUCUUCCAGUCAUGUGGCCUACAGAAAGGGAAGGAAAGUCCGGUCAGAAUCUUUCAGCAGACGAUCCUUUGAUUUUGACUUGAUUUAUGGGCACUUUAACAAUGAUGAGAACUGCCCUCCCUGUGGCUUUUUGCAGAGUCCCUCACCUGUGGACAAAUGGCAGGAGAGCAGUGAUGCUCCAGAAGUCACCAUGAAUCCUGUGGUUCCCUUCUGCCCUCAUUCCUUCCCUGAAGAAAACUUCAUUACUCAGAUUUUGGAAAAACACAAGCUAGAUGGUUCUUCUGGUGGGGAUAUUAAGGUGUGCCUGGACAUCCUGCUCAAGUGCUCAGAGGAUCUGAAAAAGUGCACGGACAUAAUCAAACACUGCAUCAAGAAGAAGUCUGCAGAUGUCGUUGGUGGAGGAAGCAGCAAUGAUCCCCUGGCUAAUUCAGAAAGGAUAUACAUGAAUCUGAUGUCAAGAUUUUCUUCCUACCUGAAAAAGCUGCCCUUUGAGCUGAAAACAGGAGGGCAGAGGGAAGCGAGUGACUGGGCAGAGCUGAUGAACUGUUUCCAUGGCUUGCAGCAAACUCCCUUUCCCCUGGUAUUUGGUGACGAGCAGCCACCCAGGUAUGAAGAUAUCAUUCAGCUGCCAUCCUCAAGUGCAGCUCCUCUCGUUCUACCAGGUCAGGGUGAGGUGACAAGCACCUCCCAGUCCAUCCAGACAGGUACUGUGAGCUUCACCUCCAGCUCCCUGCCCGCUGUCCCUCCAGAGAGCAGCGUGAGAGCUGUGAAAGACGCUCUACCUCAGUCACCAGCCCCGAGCCCCUGCGACUGCGCGUCUGCCACCGAGGCACUGUACAUCGAGGAGGAGUCUGAUGGGGACAGAACAGCAGGGACAGAGAAGAAGGCAGAGCAGAAGGGGGGCUGGCAGAGCCUGGAGCGCAGCUACCAGCGAGCUGCUGGUUCAGACCUUGCUGCUGAUGCUAAAGCAGAGCGGGCCAGGGCGGGAGAUGCUCCCCAGCAAACUGCUCCUUUAAAACCGGUGUCAGACCCUGUGUUGGGUGGUGCCCAAGCUGCUGCCCCCAAAGGAGCCCAGACGUGCAGUAGGGUGGACAAGGAGGAGAUAGACAAACUGCUGCUGGACUUGGAGAACUUCUCACAGAAAAUGCAGAGUACUCUGAGAGAGCCCUCUUGGAAGGAGGGCGAGCCUGCCUCACUGCAGGUGUCUGGCAGGCAGGGUAGGCAGGCUCCACCUCUGGCUCUUGAACCCAAAAGCAAACCUGCUGAUCCCCCUUCUUCUUUGUCAAAAAUCAUGGAAACUAACGGUCAUAAAAUGGAAGAGGAUGACAAAGCCCUUUUACUGCGUAUUCUGGGAAGCAUUGAGGACUUUGCCCAGGAGCUGGUGGAAUUCCAGACUGGCAAGGGAAGUUUGUCCAAGGAGAGGGAAGUGAUGCAAAUUCUCCAGGAAACUUUAGCAACUCCUUCACAGUCCCUGCUUGCAGGGCAAAAAAGCCAUGCUGGGGCUGCCUCCAGAGACUCUGUUCCAGCUUCAAUUCAACAGGCCCCAGAAGUAAUAAAGGUUCAAAGUAAGCAAGAGAAGAAGGCAGGAACUUCAUCCCCAGCCCCCCUGCAGCCUGUGGUUAGCACUUGCACUCCUCUGCCUGUGAAUAAAGCCAGCAGCAGUACCCCUGUGCCCAUAAACAUUCCACGUUUCUACUUCCCUAAAGGACUCCCGAAUGUCUGCACUAACCAUGAAGAAAUCAUUGCCAGGAUUGAAGAGGCCUUUACAGAGUUUGAAGAUGGGAAAGCAAACAUCUGUGAAAUGGGGAAAAUUGCUAAGAUCUGUGGCUGCCCACUCUACUGGAAAGCACCUCUGUUCAGUGCAUCUGGAGGAGAGAGGACAGGACGUGUCUCUGUGCACUCCUUUGUGUCCAUGUGGAGAAAAAUCCUGCGGAGCUGCCACGACGAUGCCUCCAGGUUCACUUCCCUUCUGGCAAAGCCUGGCUGUGAGUGCCUACAACAGGAGGACUUCAUCCCGCUGCUGCAGGAUGUGGUAGAAACUCAUCCUGGCCUCACGUUCCUGAAGGAUGCUCCGGAGUUCCAUUCCCGGUAUAUUACAACGGUUAUCCAGAGGAUAUUCUACACAGUCAAUCGAUCCUGGUCGGGGAAGAUCACUCUAACAGAGCUGAGGAAAAGCAACUUCCUGCAAACUCUUGCUCUCUUGGAGGAAGAGGAUGACAUAAAUCAGAUCACAGAUUACUUCUCCUACGAGCACUUUUAUGUCAUAUACUGCAAAUUCUGGGAGCUGGAUACUGACCAUGACCUUUACAUCAGCCAGAAGGACCUGGCUAGAUACAGUGAUCAAGCUUUGUCAAACAGGAUCAUUGAGCGGAUAUUCAGCGGUGCUGUGGUGAGAGGCACUGAAGUUCAAAAGGAAGGGCGCAUGAGUUACGCAGAUUUUGUGUGGCUCCUGAUUUCAGAGGAAGACAAAAGGAGUGCUACAAGCAUCGAGUACUGGUUCCGCUGCAUGGACCUGGACGGGGACGGGGUGCUGUCCAUGUACGAGCUGGAAUACUUCUAUGAGGAGCAGUGUGAGCGCAUGGAGGUGAUGGGCAUAGAGCCACUGCCCUUCCAGGACCUGUUGUGCCAGAUGCUGGACCUUGUUAAGCCAGAGAGGGAAGGAAGAGUAACCUUGCGAGACCUGAAGAGGUGCAGAAUGGCUCAUGUGUUCUUCAACACCUUCUUCAAUUUAGAGAAAUAUCUGGACAAUGAACAGAGGGAUCCCUUUGCAGUGCAAAAGGACACGGACAGCGACAGCCCCGAGCCCUCAGACUGGGACAGGUACGCGGCUGAGGAGUACGAGAUCCUGGUGGCCGAGGAGUCUGGGAAUGAGCAGCUCCAGGAGGGAUCAUGUGAAGAUGACUAUGACACAGAUGAAGUCUUACCUCCCCCUGAAACUGGAGACAAGUCAGACAAGCUAAUUAUCUCAGAUCUCUGAGCUUAGAGAAGUGGAAGACAGCCCAUGUCUUUCAAACUGGAUAGCAUUCAGUCCCAAGGCACUUGGGGUUUUUCCUUAAAUCCGUCUUUGGAACAAUGUGCUUUAUUUUGUACACUGAAACUUGAGACCCCUUUUUGUCUUCCUGUGUAAUUGCAAUAAGGUAAUUUCUAUGAAAAGGCUUUUUACAAUGUGUUAUCGUGCACACUCACUGAAAAUGGUGAUUGCACCUUGUUUCAUUUCUAUAUAAAUUCUGUUAUGUCCCCAGAUGUGCAAUAAAUGCCAGCAUCUAAUGAUUACCUGUAACAGCUGCAUGCAGCAUCUAUAGUGGUCGUUUCUCAGUUCUGUCCUGUGCCACUCUGUCCCCUUGGCUUUAUACCAGGAGUGACAAAAGAGCUGCCAAAUUAACUUAAAUGUGUGUCUAGAAAUCUUUUAAAACACAGGUCACAGUGAAGUUCUUUUUUUCCUUCCUGACCUGGAAACAAAGGGAGCGUGCCUGCACAUGGGGAGAGUGAAGUCCCUUUGUGCUUUGCCCCCAAGCUCUUCCACUGGCUGCUGGGCUGUGGAUCUGUGAGCAGUUUCUGCCCUACACCACAUCGUGUUCUCUAGGAAUUUGAGAUAGAGUUACCUGUUCUAGUCCUGUGUUCCCUCCUGUGGUGAUCUGGCUCUGGCCAGAGCUUUGUCUGUGUGGAUUUCUACUUUGUAGGAGUGUUUUGCAGAGUAUUUACAGCAAAUACAGAUCUCUGCUGUUCAGCUACUGUGUUGAGACUGCUGUGCCUGGUGUGCACCAGUUCCGUCCAUUCCUGUGUUCUCCUCUCCUGUAGCCUUCUUUAACCUGUAGCCAAGAGACUAAGCUAAGAUACUGAAGAAAAAAAACCCAACCCCCUCUUUUAAGUAAUAAAGGAAUUAGUCUUUA